Salpingoeca rosetta is the source of this 9736-nucleotide messenger RNA. RefSeq lists its product as uncharacterized. The record is from RefSeq and is a predicted model, not a curated record. Gene Ontology annotation, cellular component: phagophore assembly site; extrinsic component of membrane. Gene Ontology annotation, biological process: reticulophagy; autophagosome assembly; piecemeal microautophagy of the nucleus. The transcript is spliced from 14 exons. Gene Ontology annotation, molecular function: phosphatidylinositol-3-phosphate binding. The coding region runs from base 462 to 9179 and encodes 2905 amino acids. NCBI's taxonomy places the organism in Eukaryota, Choanoflagellata, Craspedida, Salpingoecidae.
CCACACACGCAGGGCUUUCCCUUCUUCUUCUUCUUUGCUUGUUGCUUGUUGCUUUGACGUUGUUAAGAUCAGAAGCCGGCUGUUCAGGCGCGUGAGUGAGUUGUGUGACACAUUGCACGGCACGAAUUGCAGACAGGACGGACAGCGCAUGCGCACGCACCACGUCCACACAUCACACAAUCAUCACACUUUCACGACCCGGGGCCUUUAUCUAACUUAUUCCCGUGUGCUCAGCAGCCAGCACCCAUAUCUUUCGAACUUCUUGCUGUGUCAAUAGUUGCAGCAAGCGCUCAGGCUUGCUCUAAGAGCCCAAACUUCUUUCUUCUCCCCGUUUCUGUAACUGUCGCCCCCCCCCCCUCUCUCUCUCUCUGCAAACGAAAUCGAGUGCGCUGCGGACGCCGCUCUCAAUCUCAGCCGUCUGGGAAGCGGCGCGCUGCCCUUGUCAGACCUCCACUCCCAUCAUGAAGUGGCUUCUCUCAUACCUGGGCUUUGACAAGCUGACCGCCAUCUUCAGAAAGCAUGUCGCCCGGUUUGCCGUUCACAAAAGCCUCGGAAAGUUCCUCAAGUACAAGGUACACUUGGAACAAAUCGAGACAACAAACUCAGAUACCUUCUCGCUCGUUGGAUUGGAACUGGAUCCAAAGUACCUGAACCAGCUCUUGUCCGAUGCCGGCAUCCAUGUUGUGUACGGCUACAUCGGCUCCGUGGAGGGAAUGAUCCCAUACAACAGCCUUUUGGAGGAAGGAUGCAGCAUCACGGUGAAUAACAUCGACCUUGUGCUGGCCCCACAGCCUGGCGCGCACAACCUGCCGGAGACAUCUGAGCUUGUGCAACGCAUGGAGGAUCGGUUCAACUCGUUCCAACAGGAGCUGGCGGCUGAGGUGGACAGCGCCGCGCAGGAGGAAGGCGUCGAUGUGCCCACCCCGCUCCCGCGCCAGUACUCCGAGGAUGGCUCAGAAGAGCGAGAGGAAGGUCUGGACGCCCUCACUUACUUGGUCAAGUCCAUCAUGUCACGCAUGACAGCAAAAGUCAUCAACCUCAGGAUUUAUAUGCUGGCGGAGCCACCCAGCGAAGAUGAGGAAGGCGAUGAGGAUGAGGAGCAAAACAGCAGCACGGAAGGAACGGCUCGCCAUGGCGGAGAUGGGGCAUCGAACGACGACGCAGCGAACAAGAAAACGCCGGCGCUCCUGCUUCAUGUGCAGUCCAUCACACUCAAAGACACGACCGAACACACCAGCGCACCCACCCGCGACAACGACCAGCUCAAGAUGGACGUUGCUGUAUCGCCCGAAACGCACAAGGAGAUUGUGAUUGGCGGAUUUGCGCUGCGGUAUGUGGAGGCAGAGGGCGGCAUCACGGAGUCGUUUCUCGAGAGCGAGGACGCGCUGGGGACUGUCGUCAUGCAGAGCUGCAGCAUCAACUCCCUGCAGCAGCACGACAUUGUCAACCUCCUCAUCCGCUCACAGCCGGGACCAGACCAAUGCAAGAUGGAAGUGAGUGGUGUGCUGCACGACAUUCGCGGCGUGUUUGACCCGUCUGUCCUGUCGCGUGUGUCUGCAAUCGCCACAGCGUUCUCUUCAUCGUCGUCGUCCUCUUCGCCCGCUACUGACAAUCCAGCCUCAGCAGAAGAAUUCGAAGGCGCAUCGUCUCGCAAACAAUCACGCCGAAAGGCCAUUCAGUGCCAGCUGCGUGUACGCCAGCUGUUGCUGUCAACGGCGUAUGCGCGAGAGGCCGACGUCCUUCACAGCGAAGCCACCGGCAUCCUGGCAGCGACGACGGCUGGGCUAACGGCAUCAGCAGAUGAUCUGCACCACUACAAGCACGCCAUGCCAGCGGAAUCACUUCUCACGUGGCUGCGGCAAAUUACCGUGGACGUGAGCAUUGGCGAUCCAACGCGCACAGAGACCCGCAUUGCAAUCAGGGACGCGGCUGCCGUGGAGUUUAGCCCAAACCAUCCCCACGACGAUGAGGGCACAGGUGGCAGCCCCACUGUCGCGAAUUCCAGCAACCAUGUCGUCGCAGAACAAGCAGCGGAUGCACAAAGCAAUGAAGCCGGCAGUGUUGACAGCGCUUCUCGAGAUGUUGGAGCCCCCCUGCCAAAUGGAUGGGCCACUGUGCUUUCGUUCCUUCCCCGCGUCACCUGCGAAUACGGACACGGUGAUGGUGAUGGUGAUGGUGACGCCGACGAUGGCGUCAACGGCUCCACCCUCGGCGAAAUGCACGCGUCUCAGGCAUCUGUCUCCACCGUCACAGCUUCAACAGCAACAGCAACAGCAACAACAACAACAGCGGCAAGAGUGAGAAGCGCGCAUCGCAGUGCGAGGUCAGAAGUGUCGGGCACGACGCUCUCUUCCAACACAGAGACGCUGUCUACUUCAAGCACGGGCCACGUGACGGCUGCCGUUGUGGGUGAUGGCCACGAUGACCAGGCAGCGGCUGCGCAGACGGCUGCAGAGCGCAUGGCGUCAUCACUCUUUGUGAGCCAGGACCCCGUGAUUGACAUUGUGAUAUCGAGUACCAAAGGCGCGCAGGGUGGCGCGGCAGAACGUUACGCCCAUGCAACCGCUUCUGAACAGCCCGCAUCGUCCACUGACAAAGGUUCAAGGACUUCCAAAAAGUCCAGGGGCUCACAGAAGGGUCACCGCGACGAGAGCAGCCUUCUGGCUGGGCGAGCAUUUGCCCCUCGUGUUGGUGGCACGACGACAGUGCCUGUUGCUGACGGCGCCAUGCACAUUACACUUGGGCGCACGCUGUGCACGGCAGAUGUCACCAUCAUAGAUCGCUUGCACUAUGUGCUGGACAGCCUUUCCUCGUCCUCCUCGUCCUCGUCUGCCAGGAGCGAGCAGUGUACUGCCGAUGCGCGCCAUGAUGACGAUGGCAGCGCGAGUGGAAAUGCGGGAAUAACCGACGCGGAGGGCAUGGAUGACGCGGGCGAUGAAGACCGCGAGAAGGAAAUGCGAGAUAGGGCAACCAGCCGACGUAACAACAAGGGCGCCGGCAUCAUCAUCCACGCCCCCGAGUUUCGGCUGUUGUUCCAGCCUGCAACGCCACAUAUCGUGAAGCGGCCCAAGCAGCCCACAGCACCGGGCGUCCCUCCGCCCGUGCCGUCGUAUCGGCAGGACGCUUUCGCCGUUACGCUCCGGGACAUGACGCUUGCGCUGCAGCCCUCGGCGCGCCUGUCCCUGCUUGAUUCCCUGGCAGCGGCGCGGGGUUGGGCGCGUGCGUAUGCGAACACGGACGCGUUCAUGGCGUCACGCGACGCUGCCCGCUACGCACAGACGCUUGUGGAGACGUGGGCGGCGCACGUGCUGUCCGCGCUGCGCAUUGACGUCGACUUCAACAAACUUGUGCUGUCACUUGCUGGCGGCUUUUCGGCGCGAGAAGCCGAUCUUCCUCUCGUGGUGAUGGAGUCGACAAUGCGCCCACCGCCGCCACAUCAACCAGCCACACCCGCAACGCCAGCACCAUCGGUAAAACCAACAACAACAGCAGCAACAACGCGGACAAAGGCAACAAGUGCGCCUAAACCCUCGCAGCAGCGCUGUCACUUGUCUGUUCGGGUGAAGAGCGAAGCCAAGGACGCGCCUGGCCUGACAGCGCAGCACGUGCUCAGUUUCAUCAGUCCGCUCAUGGCUGAGCUGCAGAAGUCGGCAAACCGGGAGAUGACGCAGCCGCAGACACCCGAGCGCAUGCGCGAUUUUGUUGCGUCGCUGUGGUGCCACUCGGAAUACGUUGUUGCGCUUGACAUCGGGCACGUGCAGGCGCACCUGCCCAAGGCGUCACUCGAUACCCUCUACCAGCUCAUCAUGGACUUUGUGGAGUGGACACCCUGGCAACCGCCACCCCCUGCCUCGUUUGCCGGUGGUGAUGGCUACGACAGCGCCAGUGCCUCCCACGCUGCUCGGAGCAGCAGUGCUAAUGACGGUGGCGCUGACGGUGGCGCUGACGCUGCUGACGAUACGUCUGUUGUGUCGCCCUCCGAGACGACCGGUGUGACGUCAUACGCCACACGCCUCGACACCGAGACCGUUGCCACGACGGCAACAACAGCCACCACGGCCACGACGGCGACAACAGCGACAACCACAACAGCAGCUGCGCCAGCAAUGGCGCGGGGCAAGCCGCAGCAAGGCCGGCGUCAGCGCUUGGUGCGGUGGGCGGACAUUGAUGGCAACCCCGGCAGCACAGGCGCAGCCCGGCCCAGCGGUGGCAGCGGUGGCAGCGGUGGCAGUGGUGGCAAAUCAAAGGCACUGCCAGGGCGGCGCGAUGGUGGUGCUGGCUACGCCACUCGUGGUGGGCAGUGGCUGAAGGCACUGCAGCACAUGGCGUGCGUGACACUGCGCGCGCAAUCUGGGCACGUGUGCAUGGUGGAGCGUGAGCCGCAUGCCCAGCCGCUCGCUGUUGGCCUGGCUGCGCAGCCCACGCGCUUUGAGCUGGCGUUUGGGGCCGCACAGCUGGUCGUUGCGCAGGGCCUGUACGGCACGACAAACCGCGACAUUGUGUUCAGCUGCGCACAGCCACGGCUGCUGCAGCGCGACUUCAGCCCUUCGCAGAUGCUGACACACGUGGAGCCGUCGGCGCAGCUGAGCCAGUUUGGGCAAUUCUUUGCCGAGAUGGAGCUUGCUGCGGAGAUGCGCAUGCAUGGCAUGGAUGACGCUGCCGCAAACACGGGGUCAGGGCAAGGUGCAGGCGCCAUGAACAUCCCAGAGCUGACGUUUGUGCUGGACAUGAAGAAGGCGGCCACGCGCACCACGACGCUGUGCCUGCAGCUGUGCAAUUCCCGGCUGCACUACCACAUUGACCCGUUUGGGCUGUGGCUGACGCGCGUCAUCAACCUGCUCGACUUCCCUGAUCCGCCCGACUGGCCCGCCUCGCCGCCCUCAACCUCUGGGCCCAGCAUGACCAGGCUGGCCGUCUCCUUCUUCAACACGGAUGUCAUGUACAACCCAAAGCACAUUGCGUGCGCCAUGCUGGCGGAGGUCGGACGCUUGUCCGUCACCUCCAACAUCGUCUCCAGCACGCCGUUCACCAUCAUCACCCUGGAUGUCGACGACCUCAACGUCCGCUUGAUUGACGACGUGGCACGCAUCCAGCAGCACCAGCACGCCAGCGGCGGUGCUGGCGGUGGUGGCACUGGCAAGCGGGCGCCGGCCCUCGACACGGGGUCACGUGACUGGUUUGCUUGCGGCUGGCGCCAGGUGCUGUCUUCCGCGUACACACAUGUCAACCUGCGCAUGUGCGAUGACAAGUCUGCGCCAAGCCUGGACGUGCUUGUCACCAACCGCGCAGGCGUGCUCUCCGUCUGCGCAGACUCGUUCAUCACCCUGAGGGAGCUUGUCGAGUAUGUGAUUGACGAUGGCGAUCUUCGUGACGCAGCCGUUCCCGUCAAGAAGGGCGACAAGGGUGCUGCUGCUGCUGGUGUUGCCGAUGAGCAUGAUCAGGGUGCGAGCCGGGGCCAAGCCGCCGCCACCGCCGCCUCCACGAAGCACGCGCAUCAGCGGCAUGACGAGCGAGCGGGUGAUGCCAUGGGGAUGGACGGGGACAGCGUUGCUUUUGCGGAUGCACUGGACACACUCAACACCGCACAUGCGUUUGACAGCCACGACAACUUCGAGCAUGCCACCGGCGCCGCCCACUACGAAGGCGAAGAUAACAACGACGAUGAUGAUGACGAUGACGAUGAUGAGUUCAAGACGGCUGUGACGGUGCUUGCGCCCGCGCCACUGCUGCGAGAGAGCCCCACCAGCACGGCAACGCGUGACGAUGGCGGCGAUGCUGGCACAGGCUUUGACGAUGUGGACAGACCGCACAGCUCGGCUGCGUUUUCCGUGUCAUCAGCCGAAGACACGGUCGAUGGUGGCCAGGAGCCGCGUCACAACCGGCGCCAACGCUCGGCCAUGCUCGAGCGCAUGAUUGACACUACAGUCGCGCAGUACGAAGCCGAGGAGCGGAAACGCCGUGGCCACGAUGGUGAUGACCAAGGUGGCGAUGAUGAUGACGACGAAGAUGGUGAAUAUAUUGGUGAGUCAAGCUAUGGCAGUGGGGAUGAAAACGACGGUGAUCAGCUCGACAGUGACGCUGUGUCGCGUCGGCCACGUGCACGCCGGGCAAAGGACCUGCUGGGACAGCCGCUGGUGGCGGGCGGACAGAUGACGACGUCGUACUGGGAAGGGGCGAGGGAGGAGGCCAUGAUGGAGAGUGUGAUGGAGCCCGCGCGCACGGAUGGAGGCGGUGACGGUCGCCACUCUGCGAGUCGCGUCGGGCAGGCAGGCAGUGGAGCGGCAGGGCUUGGAGGUGAGUUGAGUUUCCACGAAGAUCAUUUUUCGAGCGCCAGCGGCCGCGGUGGGCAGCCGGCCCGCUUCCAGACCGUUGCCACGUUUACUCCGCCGCAACCACAGAAGCCAGACGAGGCGGGGCAGGGGAAGGACAGGGCAUCGCCGCGUGCGUCGAGCAAAUCACCGGCAGGUGACACAAGCACGACACAGACGGCAAGGGAUGGCGGGUUCUUGGGUUCGCUGACAGGGAUGGUCCCCUCCAUGCCCUGGGCAUCGGCGCCAUACGGCGCGCCAUCGCAACAAGACCACCACCGCCACCAGCAGCAGCAGGAAGACAGGCCAUCAGCGCGGAAAGUGGAUGGAGAGCGACCGGUGGUGAGUGGGCGGACGUCUGUCACCGCCGCCACCAGCAGCUCAGGGGAGGGCGAGCAGGAGCUACGCAUGUCCGUGGUCGAAGACAACGUGCUGUUGCAAAGCGUGCUGUCACAGGAGAUGCUCGAGCAAGAACUGCAGGCGUCGCUGCAAGAGUGGGACGUUGGCGCCGAGAGCGACAGCAGCGAAGAGCGGCUGGCCAUGCCCGAGUACAUGCAAGAGCAAUUCCUGAAGAGAAGCGGGGACGCAGAGGACCUGGAGCACCUCAUGCACGGCUGGGGCUCCGAUGGUGACAGGAAUGAGGAUGAUGACGACGCCGCGGAUCAGCAUGCACGUGAGUCAACAUAUGAGGCAUCCACUGGAGGAGCGUCAAAUGGUGCGUCGAAUGGUGCAGGGACACCAGCACCAGCAACAGAAGCAGCAGCGGAGGCGGGACGAACGAGAACACCUCCCGUGACGCACCGGCCCACAAAGCGCCUGUCAAAGUCGAUGCUGCAGAACGAGGAGAUUGUGAUUGUGCACGACCACUUCCGGCCAUCGGCGGCAGAUGACGCAGACACGCGCGCGUAUGAGUUCCUGCCCAUGCCGAAGCAGCGGAUUGUGCUUCGACGCAUGGACAUUGCUGUGAGGUUCCACGAAGGGCGCGAUUGGGGCUGGGUUGCCUCCGGUUCCAAUGCUCCAGCAGCAACAGCAACAACAGCAGCAGCGACAGCGACAGCAACAGCGCCAGCGACAGCAUCAAGGCGUGGUGUUGAUGAGGAGGAGCGCGGGAGAUCGGCAAGCAGCGCCAGCGUGCGCAGCAGGGAGAGCAGCCACCACGAGAGCGAGCAGGCCAUGCGCCUGGGCCCACGCAAGGAUGACGCGUUUGUUGAGUUCCGUGCAGAGGGCAUGUCGUUUGUGCAGGAGCAGUAUGCCGCGGGCCAGCCGUAUGCCUCGCGCAUGGUGGUGGCGGUGCGGCAACUCGACGUGCUGGAUCGCAUCCCGGCGUCGUUUGUGCACAUGAUGGUGACGCACUUUGCCUGCAAGGAGGUGCCACGCGAGAGCAACAGCAACAUGUUUCGGCUGGAGAUGAUGACCAUCCGCACACCCGGGCUUGCGCGUGAGGACGGGGUGGACACGGCUGUCACGUCGGAGGCAAUGAUGACGGUGGACCUGCUGCCGCUGCGGGUCAAUAUUGACCAGGACACACUCAACUUCCUGGCCUCGUUCGUGACGUACGAGCCUCCCACGGAACGGAUUGACGAGAACUGGGAGCUCAUCUCCCGGCCCGUGUCGCCAACAGCGAAGAAGGCGGCGGCGGAACAGCAGGACAUGAGCGAAUCUGUGGAGACGCUGCGGCCACGACCAGACAGCCCUGGCACGCAUCACGGUGGCAGUCGUGACGGGCGUGGUGGCGAUGGUGACGAUCGGAGUCAUGCCACCAGCAGCCGCCGGCAUCACCAUCACCAUCGCCAUCGCCGCGGCCACGGCCGCAAGAGCAGCAUUGGCGACCUUGAAGAUGUGGCGGAGGAUGUGACUGCUGCGACGCACGACACCGCAAGCGGACCCUUCCAUGAUGGAUCAUCAUCAUCAUCAUCAUUCCGCUUCCCAGCUGCUCAUGGCGAUGGUGAUCAUGAUGUUGAUGGUGAUCAUGAUGGCCACUUCGAUGACGCCUUUGCGGCGGGCGGGUUGCCACGAACAACAUCGUCGUCCUCUGGCUCCUCUUCCUCGUCGGCUGGUGCGUCGAGCGGUGUGUACUUCAAGCUUGUGCAGGUGUCGCCAAUUGUGCUGGUGAUGGACUACGAGCCCAAGCGCUUCAACGCGCCCAGUUUCGUUGCAGGCAACCUGCGGGAGCUUGCUGGCCUCGUCUGGCUGAGCAAUGCCAAGCUUGCGUUCACCCCCGUGACGAUUCGCGGUGUGCACGGCUGGGACGUCCUUGCAACGCAGCUCAUUGACGCGUGGAUGAAAUGCGUGGCAACGGCGCCGCAAGCGUGGAAUCUGGUGCUUGCUGGCCUACCUGGCGGGUCGAGUGCGCAGGAAGUGGUGCGGGCUGGCGUGGGCAUGUUCCAGCAGCCCGUCACCCAGUACCCGUAUGUCCUGCGCGGCUUCCGCGAGGGCAUGAAGCUUGGCCUGCGCACAACCGCCGUGGAGACGUGCAAUGUGGCCACGGCGCUCGUGUUUGCCUUCCAGACGGCGGUCGAAGUUGCGCACGGCAUGACCAGUGCCGAUGACGGUGAUGUGGGUGAGAGCCCACGCAUGCGGCGGUCCAAGUUUGCAUCGCAGCCCUCUGGUCUCAAGCACGGCCUCUCUAUGGCAUACGACGCGCUCUCCUCGGGCGUCACAGAGGCAUACUACGACCUUUUCGUUCGCCCACGUGAGCACGCACGCCGUCGCGGCACAAGCGCGCUGCUCCGUGCCAUCGGUUCUGUGCCUGGUGCUGGUCUUCGCCCCGUGAUUGCGCUCUGCCAAGCAACCGCGCUCACGCUGCAGGGAAUCCGUAACGGCCUGAGCCCCGAGCGCAUGCAGGACCUGCAGAACAAGUACAAGUCUUGAAACCACCAGCGUUACAGCAGCCACGCCAGCCAUUGAAGCCCAUCAUUUAUCUCAUCUAUCGCAUCGACUCGUCCAUUUGAUCUCAUCAACUUUGUAUCGUGUUGGUUCCUCCACACCACCAACUUAAUCCGCUCAUUAUUUCAAUGGAGGACAGCAAGCACAUGGUAAGUUACAGGCUUUCAAAUAUGUUCCUAUACUUCCGGGGGUUUUUUCCGCCAAUUGGCUAUGAAGUGUCAAAGUCACACACGACGACGAAUAUGCCAUCCUGAAUUCUGGAUGGACGGGCCAUGCUGAACUCUGAACUAAGACAUGUAUGUAGCCUGGCACAUGACCAACCCAUCCUAUGAACGCGUCCUUUGCCUACAUUUGACCUACUUGACCAGACAUUCACGGACGAAUGACCGUUUACAGCACAGACGCAGCUGUUGAUUUGACGUUAUGUUACAGCUGCCGUCUGAAAAGAACACAUUGAAAUGAAAUGCAGAUGUAUUCCUGAUAUUCACACUGUUUGCUUCCGCUUGGUUUGUGAACAUCCAUUAAACAUGACUCAAGUACAA